Molecule: messenger RNA, 2706 nt
Organism: Dacryopinax primogenitus
Lineage: Eukaryota; Fungi; Basidiomycota; Dacrymycetes; Dacrymycetales; Dacrymycetaceae
Exons: 17
Coding region: 1-2706 (901 amino acids)
Cellular component (GO): cytoplasm
Molecular function (GO): saccharopine dehydrogenase activity
Source: RefSeq, a predicted model, not a curated record
AUGGGCGUUACCGUACAGGUGCAGCACUGCAAUCGCCGCAUCUGGACUGAUGAUGACUUUCGCAAAGCCGGUGCUACUAUCGUUGGAGACGUCUCCCAGGCGGAUAUCGUGGUGGGAAUCAAAGAAGUGCCCAUCUCGGAGCUGUCGGCAACCCCUGUCAAAGGACAAACACAUUUCAUGUUCUCCCAUACGCACAAGGGCCAGAGCUAUAACAUGGACCUUUUGUCCCGCCUCCUGGGGCAGGCCCGCUUGAUAGACUAUGAGCUUCUUACCGAUCAUGCUGGGCCGGAUGGAAAACGGACCAUCGCCUUUGGCUGGUACGCUGGGGCGGCUGGGUUGGUUGAGGGCCUCUGUGCUUACAGCCGCUACCUCCUGACACUUGGUAUUGCCACACCCAUCCUGCAUCUCCCUCGGCCUUUCAUGCAUGCCUCACUUUCCGAAAUGAGAAAAUCCUUAAAGAUUCUGGGUAGACGAAUUCAAGCUGAAGGUGUUCCCAGAGAGGCUGGCCCAAUCGUCGUGGCUGUCACCGGGGCUGGGCAAGUUGCCGCUGGUGCUCUUGACAUGUUGAAAGAGCUUCCCGCUGUCCUUGUUCAGCCUCUUGAAUUAGGCAAGAUUGUGAAAUAUCAAGGCAUGGACCUUCACAAAGUAUAUGUCGUCCAUGCGCCAGCAGCACAUUAUCUACAACGCAAAGAUGGCAGAGGUUAUAAUCGCAACGAUUACUAUUGCGACCCGGACAGCUACCACAGUGUGCUUUACCGACUUAUUGCCCCAUAUGUAUCGUUGAUCGUGAACGGUGCCGGAUGGCGCCCAGGAUUUCCUCGCUUAAUGGACAAUGCACAAUUGACGGAAGCACUCCGCCUUGCCUGGAACAUCGGACCUGGUCGCCUAGGAACAAUAUCAGACGUCACAUGCGACUUGGAGGGUGGUCUUGAAUUUGUCACUCAAGCUUCUACAAUUGACACUCCCGUCUUUGUUGUGAAACCUUCUGACUCCCUCGUGGACCAUCCGGGUGUCAGCAUCGUAUCCAUCGACAUUCUUCCUACAGAACUACCCCGAGACACCUCAGUACAUUUCAGCAAUGCGUUCAUGCCAUAUCUAGUUGCCUUCGUCAGACAACGACUCAAUGCCAAGGAAAGGGAGCAUGAUGGAUUGUUGAUCAAAUCGCUAGACCGAGCAACGAUUGUCCAAGGCGGAAAACUAUUAUCACAACACGAAUGGCUAUCAGGCCGGCUAACGACAGCCCCAGUCCAACGAUCGAAAGCAUCUCGUUCGGACCGAGGAACGGACGUUUUGGUUCUUGGAUCCGGGAUGGUUGCCAAGCCAGUUAUUGAUACUCUGUGCCAACGCACCGAUCUGACGGUUGUACUCGCCAGCAACAACCUACAAGAGGCUCAACUGUUUGCCAAUGUGCACCCGAAUUUAAGGCUGGUCACAGCUGACGCCUCUGACCGUGCACUGAUGGAAGGGCUGAUUUGCAAGGCGGAUGUUGUCAUCAGCCUGUUGCCUGCUCCCAUGCACCCCAAAAUCGCAGAAAUUUGUAUUCAGCAGCAAGCUCACCUUGUCACUGCCUCUUACGUUUCACCCGUUAUGCAAUCAUUGCACGAGAAGGCACUCUCCGCCGAUGUCCUCCUCCUGAAUGAAUGCGGACUCGAUCCUGGAGUCGAUCAUUGCGCAGCCGUAGAUCUGAUUCAGCGAAUUCAGAAUGACGGAAAGCAGGUGAGAAGCUUUAUAUCCUUUUGCGGAGGUUUACCUGCCCCAGAGUUUUCCAAUGUUCCUCUGGGGUACAAAUUUUCUUGGGCUCCCCACGGUGUCUUGAUGGCCGCAAAGAAUUCCGCGCAUUUUAAACUAGAAGGCGAGGUGUUCGACGUGCCAGGCGAGAUGCUCUUAAAAACACACUUUUCCGACAUUCCUCUAUUUCAGGGAUUUGCUUUGGAAGGCUUGGCCAACCGAAACAGCAUCAACUAUAUCAAACCUUACAAGCUUGGCCAACUUGAGACAAUGUCCUCACAAUUGAGGGGAACACUGCGAUACAAAGGGUUCACCAGCUUGAUGUCUGUGUUAAGCCAGAUCGGAUUGUUGGAUGAAACCAGUUCUCUGUCCCUUGAUACUUGGAGUGACCUGCUCCCUCGUUGUCUUGAGCGAGUUGUUGGGCUACCUGUUAGGGAUAGCUUAUCGCGCGGUGCUGCGAUGACUGAUGUACUAGGAGAACGGUGGUAUCAUCAGGAGGCAGCCUUGGAAUGGCUCGGGCUCCUGCCAUCUCUUGCGGCAAUGAAGGAGGGCUUUUACCCAACAGUACCGGAGAUCUCGCUUCCCCCCCUCAGUCUGCUCAGUAUUCUGAUGAGCCAUCGUUUGCGUUAUGAGCCGGGAGAACGAGAUGUGGUUAUUUUGAGUCACGAAGUUGUCGCUGGGCCCGGACCAAUGACAAGUCCAGAUACAGAGGCCACAGUGCAUUCAUAUCUUCUAGUGGUCUACGGUGACGAGCAUUCAUCCGCUAUGGCACGAACUGUAGGGUUACCUGUUGCGUUCGCUGCACUCCGUAUUCUUGACGGGGACAUGGAUAUGAGAGGUGUCGUGGUCCCUACCCACCCUCGUAUAUAUGCGAACAUGCUUAAGGACUUAGCGACUGUUGGUUUAGUCUUUCGGGAUACCGUUACCAAUGUCCCUGGCAUAGGACCCGCUCUUCGAGCGAGUUGGACUCACACAUAA